GUACCGUCGGGAUGUGCGAUAUCUCAAACUGUUCCAUUAGCAGUGUUUGCGACGGAUUUUGCGCAUCGGUUUGGGCGACAGAGUUGCUGACACAGAAGUGUUGCGAGAAAGUGGAAUGUAUGCAGUGGACUGCAUAAUUUUACUGAGACACCUGAGGUGGAUCGGUCAUGUGAGCCGUAUGGAUUCGACGCGGAUACCGAAGCAGCUAUUAUAUGGUCAGCUGAGUAUUGGGAAGCGGCACGUGAGGAAACCAAAUUUACGAUACCAGGACAUGAUUAAAGUGAGCCUCACACGUUCUAAUCUUGAUUGCAGAUCAUGGGAAUCGAAGGCGGUUGAUCGGCGUGCAUGGCGCGAGGUGCAGGAGAAAGCCCUCAUGCAUGCAGAGAAGAAGCGGCAAGCACCGAUGGGUUGUUCUCCAUCGACAUCAAGCGCAUGGUGCUGUAAAACAUGCGGUCGCGAGUACCUUAGUCAGGCAGGCUUAGUGAGCCAUGAGCGAGGCCACUCGGGACUACUACCGAAGCGACGACGGGUCCUGCAGAGAACGUAGCCAGAACCGGCCCAGCGUUUCGUGGAGGAAUGGCCCUUUCCCCCAUAUUUUUGCUUUCACAAAGAAUAACCCAUCUCCCAAAAGCGGGCAGAAAUAUUCUGGCUUUAUUUUUCUCGAAGUCGUGGAUCGCAACUGAUGCUGGCAUCUUGACAGCCCUUGACACUCGAAGCAAAAGCGCAAGGAUAGAAUCCUCCAUUAAAUUGUACCUGAAGCGUGCGCAUGCACACGAAUGCCUGGUUGAAUCUGAAAGAGAAGAGUUUGAAAGGGGACGUAAAUACUUAGCUCAAAUUAUUGGGGAAGAUCCAUCGACGUUCGACCAAGAGAAGAUCGAUGACGCUAUCAAAUACUUGUUCCCAUCUGCUCUCUUCAGCCCAAAAGCGAGACCUAAGCUAAAACCUCCCGAAGAAAUAUUUCCUAAGAAAAGACAGUUACAAUGCGAUUCCACUGGAAGACCUCUGCAUACAUUGUUUUACACGACAAGCCCUAACUUCUACACUGUAAUGAACGAGGCAGCGUACCAGUUGGAAUCCCUGAAGCGUGAACACGAUCGCCUGUACAUCACUAAAGAUGCUAAUCCCUACAAAGGACUUACACCGCUUGUCUUGGCCUCAACAGACUGGUUUACCAAAAAGCAAUUUGAAGAUUCCAUAGAAGAAGGCGUAACAAAUGAGAAGUUUGAACAAUGGCUUUUACUGAUGAAUCGGAUUGCAUCCCAUCCCCUCAACAGCCUGGCAAAAGAAUUCAUUUUCCGUUUUCGUGUUGGACAGUACAUUACAGAUGUCAAGGAAAUUUACCCAGAGCCCUCGUUAGAUCCAGACACCGGUCGGCAGUUUAUCAAAUCUUAUGGACAGAAGAGACAUUCAUUUGCCGAAGCCACCGUGUACCUUCCUGGUCACGGCGAAUUCCGUGUGGGUGACAAGCGACUGUUAGAGGCUUUUCCCGAUCUGAGUAACCGAGAGCAAAUCAUGUUUCCAUUACAACUAACAGGCGCUCUGGGUAAGGUAGAUGUUAUCGCCGAAGUAACUGCGACAGGACCAAGUUCAGCAGCUAAUUCUCUUCGUCUUGCUAUAUCUCGAUGUCUGGCAUCACUGUUGCCCGAGCAACAGGGCAGGCAGCGACUACGUGUCGCAGGUCUGUUGACUCAAGAUGAAAGGUUUGCCGAGAGAAAAAACCCCGGACAGAAAAAAGCUCGCAAGAAAACAAUUUGGAAAGCCCGGUAGUUUCGUGGAGCCGUUCCUAUGUAUAUAACAUGUAUCAAUUUAGAACAAUAAAUGUGUGCUCAUGAUU
Messenger RNA from Dicrocoelium dendriticum, 1834 nucleotides. The record is from the annotation of a GenBank genome assembly. NCBI's taxonomy places the organism in Eukaryota, Metazoa, Platyhelminthes, Trematoda, Plagiorchiida, Dicrocoeliidae.